This is a messenger RNA of Cuscuta campestris, 2224 nucleotides long. NCBI's taxonomy places the organism in Eukaryota, Viridiplantae, Streptophyta, Magnoliopsida, Solanales, Convolvulaceae. The record is from the annotation of a GenBank genome assembly.
AUCAGCCAUUGCAGUGCCUGGCUUUCGGCCGUCUCUGUUUUCCUGAUACAGCCUGCGAUUGCCGUCGACUUCCGGCGGCAGGUAAUCCGAAUUUGAAGAUUGACAUAUCAGUCAUUCUGCUUCUGUACUGCCACACUCUUUCAAUUUCUCCAUCAAAAUUGCGAUCCAUCCCAACAUUUGGAGGUGAGUUUCUCUUGAUGUUUUCAAUUUUUCGGCUCUAUUUCGUUCUUUCUGUGAAUUUAUGCAUGUUAAGUUCGACCCACUCUGUAGACGACACCGGGAUCGCCUCUUCACCCUGGCUCGGUACUACCGGACACUCCUUAGGUCAUGCGCGCGAUAUGUAGCUUUAGACGUAGGCGAGGAAGUUCACGCGGCAGCCAUCGUCUCAGGACUGUUUAAUACCCAUAACUCAUUCGUCCGGAAUGCUGUACUCCACAUGUAUGCGGCCUGUGGGAUUGCACAUUCCGCGCAUAAGGUGUUUGACGGAAUUCCCCUGUCACAGAAGGACGCAGCUGAUUGGACUGCCUUGAUGGGCAGUUAUAUUCGGGCAGGGGUGCCACUUAACGCGCUCAUUCUAUUUGUGGAAAUGCAUAGGGAAAGUGUUUGCGUGGAUGAACUCACAAUGGUCACAGUAUUAAAUGGGUGCUCAAAGUCGGGCCAUUAUGUGUUUGGGGUUCAAGGACAUGCCUUUUUAAUUAAAACAGGGUUGAACUUAUUUGUUAAAGCAUGCAAUGCAGUUAUGGAUUUGUAUGUGAAAUGUGGAUUAAUUGAUGAAACAAGAAGGGUUUUUGAUGAGUUGAAAGAGAGGAGUGUUGUUUCUUGGACUAUACUAUUGGACGGUGCAGUUAGGUUGGAAGGCUUGGAAAUUGCUAAGUUAGUUUUUGACCAGAUGCCUGAGAGAAAUAAGGUUGCAUGGACAAUCAUGAUUGCAGGAUAUAUUGAAAAUGGAUUUACAAUGGAGGCCUUUAAACUUUUAAGAACCGUGCUCUUUGAUUUGAGAUUUGAGUUAAACUUCGUGACACUUUGUUCAUGGUUAUCAGCUUCUGCACAAUCAGGGAAUCUUCUAAUGGGUCAAUGGAUGCAUGCAUAUUAUCUUAAAAAGAUAAAUGGUGAUCAUGAUAUUAUGAUCUCAACGUCGUUAGUUGAUAUGUAUGCUAAAUGUGGGAGAGUUAAUGAUGCUCUUCGAGUUUUUGCAAUGACAACCCCAAGGAAUGUGGUUACAUGGAAUGCUAUGCUAAGCGGGUUGGCAAUGCAAGGGAAGGGAGACAUUUUGGUUAACAUGUUUGACCAAAUGGUUAGAGAGGUCAAACCAGAUCGUGUUACUUUUACAGCUGUGCUAAGUGCUUGUAGUCAUUCAGGUUUAGUUGAUCUAGGUAGGCACUUUUUCUAUAAUCUUGAACCUAUUUAUGGGAUAAAACCCUCUAUAGAGCACUUCUCCUGCUUUAUAGAUCUUUUAGGCCGGGCAGGGUAUCUUGAUGAAGCAAAAUCUGUCAUUGAACAGAUGCAUAUCCCCCCAAACGAGGUUGUGUUGGGGUCACUUUUAGGGGCCUGUAGUGUACACAGAAAUGUUGAAAUGGGGGAAUGCCUAAUGAAGGAUCUUGUCAACUUGUAUCCGCAUAACACCCAGUAUCAUGUUUUGUUGUCAAAUAUGUAUAUCGUAGCUGGUAAGAGAGACCAGGCCAUUUCACUUCGUCGGAUCCUUAAGCAUAGGGGAAUAAGGAAAGUACCUGGCGUUAGCUCUAUAUAUAUUGGUGGUCAGAUUCAUCAGUUCAGUGCAGGUGACAUAUCACAUCGUCAGAUUCAUGAGAUAUACCUGAUGCUGGACGAGAUGAUUCAGAGGCUAAAGUUGGCUGGCUAUGUACCUGAUGUUGCAUGCCAUCUACUUUUUGGGGAGGAGUGUGUGGAUGAAUGGGAGGAAAAGGAGCAGGCGUUGUUCUUCCACAGUGAAAAGCUGGCCCUUUCUUUUGGUCUUAUGAGUACAAGGGCCGGAAUGCCUCUUUACAUUUUCAAAAAUCUAAGAAUUUGCCUAGAUUGUCAUUCUGCAAUGAAGGUUGCUUCAAAAGUAUAUGAUCGGAAAAUUGUUAUCAGAGAUCGUAAUCGCUUCCACUCUUUUGAGUUAGGUUCAUGUUCUUGUUUAGAUUACUGGUAAAUGGUACCAGAGCCGUAUAAGUUGAGAUGAUUAGUUUAAGUUAUUUCAUUUUUAAUAUAAAUAUUGAGAUGAUUA